AUGUUCCGGCUGCUGACCUCCUGCUGGUCUCGGCUAAAGACAACUGAAGAGACACGAAGGAAUGUGACCAUCAUUAUCAUUGGAUUGGACAACUCGGGCAAAACUGUUCUUGUGGAGGCUUUCCAAAGAUUACUUCCCAGUAGGAUGGACAAUUGUAUGAAAUCUGAACUGACUACGCUCUUGCUGGAUGAGUAUGAAAUUUCCAUCUAUGACCUGAAUGGAGACAUGAAGGGCCGAGAAAUCUGGCCGAACUACUACGCACAGGCACACGGACUUGUUUUUGUCCUGGAUUCCAGUGACUUCGGACGUAUGCAGGAAGUGAAGAUCAUCUUGACACAUCUGCUGUCUGAUAAAAGAGUGGCAGGGAAACCUAUCCUAUUCCUGGCAAACAAACAAGACAAGAAGGAUGCCCUCCAACCUUGUGAUAUUAUUGAAUAUCUACUCCUAGAAAGGCUAGUGAAUGAGAACAAGUCCCUGUGCCGAGUGGAACCCUGUUCAGCUAUCAAAAACCCCCAAAGAAGGAACCAUCAGCCCAUAAUUGAAGGGCUGCGCUGGCUAUUAGCUGCCAUUGGGGAUAAAUAUGAAGAGCUGUGUACUCGCCAACAGCCUCUCGCCUCGAGUAUCCCAACCUCCAAGGGCACCAGAGGCUCUGGGGAAAGAUGCUCAUCAGACAGCUUUGCUACCAGGAUGGGAAUGUCCAAAGAAAAAAGACAGCAUCUAGGACAAUGCUCAGUGGAAGCUAGACCCCUAAAGCCAAUCCUACAGAAAGAAGGUUUAAGAUUAAGGCCCAAAAAGAAUAUAUCAGUAACAUUUGCUUUAGAUGAACCCAUGGAGGAGGGUGAAUGUUCUGGCGGAAAUAGAACUCGGAACACUACUGAGCUUUGCUACAAUCAAAGUGAUGACUUGCAGCCCCCAGCUCCAUUUGUCAGUGAUGAUCUUUUUGAAGGUAAUGCUGGGCCAGUGGUCAGCCAGAAAAGAAAAGAUAUAUAG
Mirounga angustirostris (Northern elephant seal) is the source of this 990-nucleotide messenger RNA. It is a transcript of the gene ARL13A, whose product is annotated as ADP ribosylation factor like GTPase 13A. Lineage: Eukaryota; Metazoa; Chordata; Mammalia; Carnivora; Phocidae. Gene Ontology annotation, molecular function: GTP binding; GTPase activity. Gene Ontology annotation, biological process: non-motile cilium assembly; receptor localization to non-motile cilium. The record is from RefSeq and is a predicted model, not a curated record. The coding region runs from base 1 to 990 and encodes 329 amino acids. The transcript has 7 exons. Gene Ontology annotation, cellular component: non-motile cilium; motile cilium; ciliary membrane.